CUCAGACCGAAGGCAUCCACUGCAACUUUCCACCAUUCAUCCCAAGAUAUGGUGUGCCCAAACUGUCGCUCGUUUACAAGAGGGCCGUACCCACAGAGCGAUCUUCGGGCCUCGUACUCCUGGAAGCAUCUGCUCAAGUCAGCGAAACACUGCGAGUGCUGCGACAUCCUCAUUGAAGGCUGUCGAGGCCUGCUCGGGGACCUCCACAAGCGCGAGAGCGAUGUAAAAAGUUGCGACAUCUGGCUUGCAUACGAGCCAAACCACAUGUCCAACGAGCGCGAUUGCCAGAAGUUGAUUACACUGAACUUUGCAACGGGCUCAUUAAGUAUUGAAUACACGGCUUUACAAGACGAGCAUGGCGAAGCUAGUAUUCCCAGCAAUUGGCACGAUAUGCCAACCGGCCGUCGCGCAGCUAAUAGCACAGCAUCAAACGAAGCAUUCGAGUGUGUCCAAAAUUGGAUACGCGAGUGUUCCACCGAGCAUGAGUUCUGCGACGGCAUCAAAGAUCGACCUCUACCCACAAGGAUGGUGGACGUAGGUCUCCACGGCGGUGUCGUAAGAGUCGUUGAAACAGAUGGCCAAACGGGGGAGUACGUCGCGCUCUCUCACUGUUGGGGAAAGGCGCAGAUUAUCACAACAACAAAGGCAACGCUUUCGCGACGCAAAGAGCAGGUUGAAUUCGAAGAAUGCUCGGAAACCUUCUACCAAGCGAUUCAGCUCACCAAACGAUUGGGCAUAAGCAAAAUCUGGAUCGACAGUCUCUGCAUCGUUCAAGAUGACGAAGAGGACUGGGCGCGAGAAGCUUCGAAAAUGGCCGCAUUCUACCAGAAUGCUUCUCUCACGAUUGCUGCGACAAGCUCUGACUCUGGUAACGGUGGGCUGUAUCGAACGCAUCCUGACUUCAUAGUCUCAGGGCUCACCUUGAACGGCGAGCCGUACCAGCUCAUCUUCAGGGAGCGCAUAGAUCAUGAGAUGAUGGACGCACAGCAGUCCCACCUUUCGAAGAAGUUCCCACUUCUAACGCGUGCGUGGGUGCUGCAAGAGAGGAUCCUUUCGUCGAGGGUUGUACACUUCGGCCCCCACGAAUUGUUUUUCGAAUGCAAGACCACCUCCGAGUGCGAAUGCGGCGAAAUCGAGGGGUUCGAAAUACCUAUCGCAAUGCCAAAGUUGAUGUUCGCAGAGGCUCAGAACAGCAAUAAUCCAUGGUACAUAGCCAGGGCGUGGCGAGCUAUGGUCGGACUUUAUACAGGCCUCUCGUUAUCGUAUACGAGCGACAUACUCCCCGCAUUCGGCGGCCUAGCACGCCAGAUGUCCACGGUUCGGUCUGGUAGAUAUAUCGCCGGGCUAUGGACAGAUUCCAUGGUUGACGACCUGUUAUGGAUGGGGUCAGCCGCAAAAGUUCGACCCGCUUGGAGGGCACCGUACUGGUCGUGGGCGAGCGUUGUAGCGCCCAUCUACUACAGCGACGGCCCCAUAUUCUGGAAUCCCGACGAAGCUGAGGAAGAGAGACCGUCCUUCGAACACAUAGCGGAGAUACUAGGUUGCAGCGCAAAGCCAAAGUUUCAAGACGGGUUUGGUGAGGUCGUAUCGGGGGAACUACGCCUUCGGAGCCGGUGGGCGAAAGCAACACUUCAGUAUUGGGGUCCGAACGACACCGGCGUCAGCCUUGCUGCCGAGACCCGGCCGAAAGAGCGAAGCAUGAUAUACGCCGUUCAGUUCUCCGAGACAUACGCUUGCCAGAUAGUCCCGGAUUACGCUAUCGAGAAAUCGUCGAACGAUUUUGUUCCUAACAGCACGGAAGUAUUCUGCAUACCGAUGAGCAUCCAAUCGGUUAAUCUCACACAACAGUCUCCUCGGAAGCUAUACGUGCUCGUGCUAGUACAGACAGACUCUGAUGAAGAGACGUACGAGCGGAUUGCUCUUCUUGUGGUUGAUGAAAGACGGGGUCUUAGUAUUACCGGCACGUUGGAACACUUUUCAAAGGAGGUCAAGUAUUUCACCUUGGUAUAGAACCUUUUUAUGUAUCAUGCGUUAUAAUGGACGAACGGUUAGGGUAAGAGUUGGUUCAUUGCGGUUCAACACUUUGCCAAUCCUUUAGCAUUCACAGGUCGUCGUGAAAGACUGACGCCGACCGCAGCCGAUAAAUGCGCACCAUUGGUCCAGUAUCUUUUUAGCAACACUGCAG
Messenger RNA from Trematosphaeria pertusa, 2185 nucleotides. Its product is annotated as HET-domain-containing protein. Lineage: Eukaryota; Fungi; Ascomycota; Dothideomycetes; Pleosporales; Trematosphaeriaceae. The record is from RefSeq and is a predicted model, not a curated record. The transcript is spliced from 3 exons. Bases 49 to 2010 code for a protein of 653 amino acids.